Limulus polyphemus (Atlantic horseshoe crab) is the source of this 1129-nucleotide messenger RNA. Its product is annotated as transmembrane protein 45B-like. The transcript is spliced from 2 exons. The record is from RefSeq and is a predicted model, not a curated record. Bases 248 to 1129 code for a protein of 293 amino acids. NCBI's taxonomy places the organism in Eukaryota, Metazoa, Arthropoda, Merostomata, Xiphosura, Limulidae.
AGAACGUGCACCAUAUGGUUAUUGCUCCGACUAACAAACAAUGUCAGCGAACUGCGCACCAUUUUCGCUUGUAUAUAAUUCCGUGUUUCUUUUGUAAGAGCUGAACUGUGUGUAUAAUGUAUUUACAACAUUAGCCACUCAAAAGAUACAGAACUGAUAUCACAGACUGGGAAAAAGCCACUAGACUUCAAAGAGCUUCUUGCUACCACUUAUUGCAAAUAUCAACCACUGUCGAUUCUACUAAACGAUGGGAACAUUUGGAGGACACAUUUUACCCGGAUCGUUCUUUAUCCUGUUCGCCACAUGGUGGACGAUUUCACUUUUUGGUAAGUACUUCCGUGUUCUUACUCAACGUGGUCCAGCAAGAAGAUUUAGGGCUAGGGCUUCUUUCCCAUAUCCUCACCUCCCGAACUUGCCUGUAGAAGGUUGUUUGAAGGUUUUGUUUUGCGCCAUUGGAAUAACUGGAGAAACCAUAACCGCUUUUGAUGAUCAGGGCAGAUUUGCUGCCAUGGUUAAUGCGCAUCACAUUACGAUGUUCUUCUUUUUUGGGAUUAAUGGAGUUUUAGAUAUUUUGCUUUUCUACAAAUUUCCAGUUCCACCCGAUUCUGACUACGUUUCCAUGGUGAUGGCGCUAUGUGUUGAGGCACUAUUGUUUCAUUUUCACCUUCAUGGACGCUCGGAUAUGGACAUUCAUGUACACACUUUACUCCUGUACACGGUAGUGGCCAGCGCCAUUGUUUUGGUUGUGGAAAUUAAUCACAGAGAGAAUGUUUCAGUCGUCUUUCUUCGAGCAUUUUUUACUCUUCUUCAAGGUACGUGGUUCUACCAGAUCGGCUUCAUAUUAUAUAACCCUAUUCCAGACGCUUUACCAUGGGAUCAAAAUAACCACCAGCAGAUCAUGCUCGUCACUGCCAUCUUUGCGUGGCAUAUGGCAGCCAUUAUUGUGUUUAUGGGGUUCAUUGGAUUCUUCGUAUGGCUCAAAUAUCGGCCACUUCUCCAGCAGUCAGACCUUUACAACAAUGUUACGCGAAAUAACAUUUAUGUGGAAAUAUUGCAUUCCUCUACCGAUCAGAACCAGGAAACAGAUGAAAAGAAACCCUGUCUUGUUGAAGAGGAAGAUGAACUUUAG